AUGCCUCUGCAGGAAGACACUCUGCUAGAAGUGUGGGCGUCGGACAGCGGUCAUGAGGAGGAAGGACCGAGCGCCCCUGAGACCCAGCGACACGUCCAACAGCCACCUGCCCGGGGACAGAAGCUGAGGAAGAAAAAGCCAGAGACCCCCGAGUCCCCCCGCCCCUUGAGAUCCAAACCCCGGAAAGCUGGAGCGGGGCGGAGGGGACGGGCCCCUCGGGAGGAGCCGGCCACGGAGCCACCAACCAUCUACGCCAAGUUCCUCAGGGACCCCGAGGCCAAGAAGCGCGACCCCCGGGAGAGUUUCCUGGUGACCUGCACCCCCCACAUGAAGGACAAGGAGGAUGAGGAGGAUGAUGAUGAAGAUGACGAGGAGGAGGAGGAGGAGGAAGAAAAGAAAGAGAAAAUCCCUGUGCAGACCCAGAAGUCCCCUAAGGAGAGGGUCCCUGUGGAUGCCAAGGAGAAACAGCCUCAAAGACACAGGGGGGACCUGGGAAGCCCAGCCCCGCCACGGAAACCUCUUCGUGUGAGGAAGAAGGAGCAGCCCUCUGAGGAAGGGACCAAGCUGAGGAAGCUAAAGAAGAAAGGGCCUGGGGACACGGAGGAGGCCCCCUCGGCGGGCUCCCCCAGAGUGAGGAAGACGCCGCCUGCUGCCAUGUUUCUGGUUGGGGGAGACGGGGCAGCCCCCGAGAAAGCUCUGAAGAAGAAAGGCACCCCCAAAGGCUCAGAAGCAGGACGGAGGGAGGACAAGGAUGAGCAGGAAGAGGCGGCUGCCGUGGUGACCAAGAACAGCAACCCGAAGGGCCGAGCCAAAGGAAAAGGCAAGAAGGUUAGAAAGGAGGACAGGCCCCCGUCCCCGCCCCUGGAAGUGGAUGAGCCCCGGGAGUUCGUGCUGCGACCCGCGCCCCAGGGCCGGACUGUGCGCUGCCGCCUGACCCGGGACAAGAAGGGCAUGGACCGCGGCCUGUACCCCUCCUACUUUCUGCACCUGGACUCGGAGAGGAAGGUGUUCCUCUUGGCUGGCAGGAAACGCAAACGGAGCAAGACAGCCAACUACCUCAUCUCCAGGGACCCCACCAACCUGUCCCGCGGAGGGGAGGACUUCGUCGGGAAGCUGAGGUCCAACCUCCUGGGGAACCGCUUCACUGUCUUUGACAGCGGGCAGAGCCCGCACCGCAGGACCAGCGGCGCCAACGUGGGGAGCCUGAGGCAGGAGCUGGCCGCCGUGAUCUACGAAACCAACGUGCUGGGCUUCCGGGGUCCCCGUCGCAUGACCAUCAUCAUCCCCGGCAUGAACGCAGACAAUGAGAGGGUCCCCAUCCGCCCCCGGAAUGCCAGUGACGGGCUGCUGGUGCGCUGGCAGAACAAGACGCUGGAGAGCCUCAUCGAGCUGCACAACAAGCCGCCCGUCUGGAACGACGACAGCGGCUCCUACACUCUCAACUUCCAGGGCCGCGUCACCCAGGCCUCCGUCAAGAACUUCCAGAUCAUCCACGCGGACAACCCCGACUACAUCGUGCUGCAGUUCGGCCGCGUGGCGGAGGACGCCUUCACCCUGGACUACCGCUACCCGCUGUGCGCGCUGCAGGCCUUCGCCAUCGCCCUGUCCAGCUUCGACGGGAAGCUGGCCUGCGAGUGA
Molecule: messenger RNA, 1638 nt
Organism: Sorex fumeus (smoky shrew)
Lineage: Eukaryota; Metazoa; Chordata; Mammalia; Eulipotyphla; Soricidae
Gene: TULP1
Product: TUB like protein 1
Biological process (GO): protein localization to cilium
Cellular component (GO): cilium
Molecular function (GO): actin filament binding
Source: RefSeq, a predicted model, not a curated record